Medioppia subpectinata is the source of this 4449-nucleotide messenger RNA. Lineage: Eukaryota; Metazoa; Arthropoda; Arachnida; Sarcoptiformes; Oppiidae. The record is from the annotation of a GenBank genome assembly.
UUGAGUAAAAGAUCCAAAAGAAGUGAUGAAUUGAAUGACGAAGAAGUGGUCGACAAUAGAGAAGACAAUACAAGUAAUGAACGAUUGAUCGGAAGACUGAGCGUCGAAGACCAGGAAUCAGAGAACGGGUCAGACGUUGGCGUCGAUUGCGAUAUCGGCAACGAUGUGAGCGAUGGAUCAGUUGACGAGAAUGAGGGCCAAGAAGUCUUAAACCUAAACGACUUUUUAGACAACAAAUCCAUUAAAACGUCAACUCUUAAGCGUAAACGCAAAACAAUAGCUAAAACUGAAGUCAUGGAAAUCACUGACCAAUCAGAGGACGACAUGAGCAGAGAACAGACCAUCACAGCCGAGGCUUUGACGAGCCGAGAGAUGGCCGCCGCCGGAGUGGUGAAGGCCUGGAACCGAUCUAAAGGCGAAGCGUUUGUAUGCGAUUGGUUUGAUUGCGGCCGCAGUUAUAGCAAUCAGAGUUAUCUUAAAGAACACCAACGCCUGACUCAUAGGCCCGACGCCGACGGACAAUACAAUUGCCGAAUGAUUAUCUGCUCAUUCAAGACGCCGUCGGCCGAGGAUAUGGCCGAUCACUGGUCAGAGCAUAAGGCGCACCGACUCUGGGCUGACAGUCAGAUACAGCCGGACGGGAAGAUGCCCUGCGGUCAACUCGAUUGCGUCUACCUGUCACCCAAGUACUCGGCCCUAAUCCAGCACCAGCUACGGGUCCACCCAGACGUGUAUCCCUACUGGCCGUGGAUGGAGUGCGAGCGCCCUGACUGUCAGUACCGAACCAAAGCCCAGCGAGACAUCAAACGCCACGCCGACAGUCACAGACAGGGGGACAUUGAGCCAAAGAAACGUGUCCACGUCUACCCGACCCCUAAGCCCAUCGUAACCAUUGACCAUCGGUUUGGGCUGAAACGCAAGCUUACGGCUUCCAAAGGCCCGGACGGACGCUACCGUUGCCCGUGGGAGGGCUGUGACAAGAGUUGGGCCGUACGCAGGGGUUUGACAAUUCAUUGGCGCCGCAACCACACGCCCGACGCCGUAGAGACUAUGGCUGACUGGUUGGUCUGUCCUCUGCCUCUCUGUACGUUCCGCGCCGUAUCGAUUCCGGCGUUGACCGAUCACACGGACACACAUACGGCGCACCGGAAAGCGGCUGACGAUCGACGAGAAUUGAUGGGCAAAUAUCAAUGCGAUUACCGCGAGUGCGCCCAACAGUUUGUCGAUUACGGGCGUCUACUUCGGCAUCAGCUCCACAAACACCCCGAAGCGCACACCGAGUGGCCGUGGUUUGAGUGCCCGCACACGGACUGCGAGUAUAUGACCAAAAUUAGAAGCCUAUUGCGGGGCCACAGAAGCCUUCAUAAGAGGUCGAAGAAAGCCAAAGAGGUUUUGCCGAUGACACCCGACGGCCAGUUUAUAUGCGAUUUUGUCGGUUGCGGUAAACGGUUCUCACGACGCGACCAAUUGAUCCGACAUAAAUGCGUUCACCGGUUAACCGCUUCGGUGUGCGGUGUGGACGGCUGUGCGGCAACGUUCAAAAAUCCGAGACAAUUACGUACCCAUCGGUGGCGUCAGCAUAACAAAGGGGCGCAACACUGCGGACACCCCGGCUGUGACUACAGGUCUGGCAGUCUGUAUACCCUAAAGAAACACCGGUUGACACAUACGGGCGAUAAGCCUUUUGAAUGCGAAUUGGAUGACUGCUCCCAAGCGUUUCGAUUGGAGAAAAUGCUGACCGACCACCAGAAACGUGUCCAUUGGCAGCACUUCCCGGACUUACCGUGGAUUCAAUGCACGCAUAUCGGCUGUGAGUGGCGCACAAAACUCCAAACCGACUUUACAACACACGCAAAGUCUCACACAAAGCCAUACAAGUGCUCGCAAUGCGACAAAUGUUUCUCUGUUUCCGAAGACUUGAGACGCCAUCGCAUCCGUCACGACGACUCCCUGAAGAUCCCCUGCCAUUGGCCGGGAUGUGACAAGAAGUUCGUCCGAUUGGCUGAAAUGAAGCGCCAUCUGAACGCCCACAGCGGAGAGCGGGUCUAUCGGUGUCAAUGGCCCGGAUGUGACAAACAGUAUGUCAACGAGUAUUCACUCAGUUCUCACCAAAAGACCACUCAUAACAAGACUACUGGUGCAGCGGCGGAGACAACAGUCCUUCGCUGCCAUUGGCCUGAAUAUUUGAGUAAAAGAUCCAAAAGAAGGGAUCAAUUGAACGACAAAGAAGUGGUCGACAAUAGAGAAGACAAUAGAUGUAAUAAAAGAUCCAGAGGUCGAAUUAGCGCUGAAGACAAAGCACUAGACAACGAAUCAGAUGUUGGCGUCGAUUGCGAUGUCGACAGCGAUUCAAACGAUGGAUCAGUUGACGAGAAUGAGGGCCAAGAAGUGCUAAGACUAAGCGACAAACCGAAUGAGUCAACACAUGUUAACGAAAAUGGCGACAAAAACUCAGGAAGAAUAGAAUUUAAGUCAACUCUUAAGCAAAAACUUAAGACAUUGUUUGAAAAUGAAGUCAAGGAUAGCAGAGAACAGGCCAUUGCAAGCGAGCCCUCGAGUCGAGACAUGGCUGCGGCCCAAGUGGUCAAAGCCAGGAACCGAUUCAUUAAUAGACCGUUUGUAUGCGAUUGGUUUGAUUGCGGCCGCAGUUAUAGCAGACAGACUCAUCUUAAAGAACACCAACGCCUGACCCAUAGGCCCGACGCCGACGGACAAUACAAUUGCCGACUGAAGACCUGCUCAUUCAGGACACUGUCGGCCGAGAAUAUGGCCGAUCACUCGGCACACCAUAAGGAACACCGACUCUGGGCUGACAGUCAGAUACAGCCGGACGGGAAGAUACCCUGCGGUCAACCCGAUUGCGUCCAACUAUCGCCCACAUACUCGGAUCUAAUCGUACAUCAGCUGCGAACCCAUCCAGACGUGUAUCCCUACUGGCCGUGGUUGGAGUGUUCCCGCACUGGCUGUCAGUAUAGGACCAAAUGCUGUCGAAACAACAAAUCCCACGCCGACAGCCAUAAAGAGGGCGAAAUUGAGCCUAAAAAAGCGCCCGCAAUGCGAACCGUAACCAUAGAUCAUCGCUUUGAGACCAAACGCAAACUCACGGCUCGUAAAGGCCCGGACGGCCGCUACCGGUGCCCGUGGGAGGGCUGUGACAAGAGUUGGACGUUUCGCAAGAGUAUGACAGUUCACUGGCGCCGUUACCACACGCCCGAUGCCAUGAAUGCCACGUUCGCCUGUCCUCUGCCUCUCUGUACGUUCCGCGCCGUAUCGAUGCCGGCGUUGACCGAUCACACGGACACACACACCGCGCACCGGAAAGCGGCCGACGCUCGUCGGCAAUCAGUCGGCAAAUAUCAAUGCGAUUACCGCGAGUGCGCCCAACAGUUUGUCGAUUACGGACGUCUACUUCGGCAUCAGCUCGACCGACACCCCGAAGCGCACACCGAGUGGCCGUGGUUUGAGUGCUCGCACACCGACUGCCAGUAUAUGACCAAAAUUAAAAGCCUAUUACAGCGACACUUGCAGUUUCAUAAGAAGCCCAAGAAAGUGUCGACGAAAUACCCGAUGACACCCGACGGCCAGUUUAUAUGCGAUUUUGUCGGUUGCGGUAAACGAUUCCCACGACGCGACCAAUUGACGCGACAUAAACUCGGCCACCGGUGUAUCCCUACGGUGUGCGGUGUCGACGGCUGUACGGCAACGAUCAACAACCCGAGGAACUUACGUAUUCAUCGGUGGCAUAAGCAUAAUAAAAAGCCCCACCCGUGCGGACACCCCGGCUGUGAUUACAGCACAGGCAGUCUGUUUCGCAUUAAUAGGCAUCGGUUGACACAUACGGGCGAAAAGCCGUUUCGGUGCCAAAUGGAUGGCUGCGGCCAAGCGUUCGGUUUGAACAAGUUUCUGACGGAUCACCAGAAACGUGUCCAUUGGCAGCACUUCCCGGACUUGCCGUGGAUUGAGUGCCCGCACGCCGGCUGUCAGUACCGCACGAAAAUGGUUACCGAUGUCAGAAUACACGCCCGCACCCAUACAAAGCCAUACAAGUGCUCGCAAUGCGAUAAGUCUUUUGCCAAUUCCGAUGACUUGACGCGCCAUCGCAUCCGUCACGACGACUCCCUGAAGAUCCCCUGCCAUUGGCCGGGAUGUGACAAGAAGUUCGUCCGAUUGUCCGAAAUGAAGCGCCAUUUGAACGCCCACAGCGGGGAACGGGUCUAUCGGUGUCUAUGGCCCGGAUGUGACAAACAGUAUCUCAACGAGUAUUCACUUAGUUAUCACCAAAAGUCCACUCAUAACAAGACUACAGCUUUGCCGAAGGAAACAGUCCUUCGCUGUCAUUGGCCUGAAUGUGACUAUAAGACCAAAAACGCCGGAUGUCUAACAAAUCACUUGAACAAACAUCAGGGCAUCGCUGACUACGAGUGCACUAGACUUAAAGUGAAAGCUUAA